Fragaria vesca subsp. vesca is the source of this 5260-nucleotide messenger RNA. Its product is annotated as TMV resistance protein N-like. The coding region runs from base 1 to 5007 and encodes 1668 amino acids. The transcript is spliced from 8 exons. The record is from RefSeq and is a predicted model, not a curated record. Gene Ontology annotation, biological process: signal transduction; defense response. Gene Ontology annotation, molecular function: ADP binding. NCBI's taxonomy places the organism in Eukaryota, Viridiplantae, Streptophyta, Magnoliopsida, Rosales, Rosaceae.
AUGGUCUCCUACCCAGACCGCCUUGUUCUCUUGUCUUCUAUUUGCCCUCUGGUUUUCUUCUCUGCUUUGUUUCUCUUCAGCUUUAUCUCUUCCGGGUUGUACCUGUUCUUCUUCUUCUCCACUGUUUCUAUUUGCUGCUGCCUUUUGGCUUUCAGUCUUACCCAUAACGAGAGACCACCAACACCCGACACUUGUUCAGUUACCACCAACACUGAAGUGAUUCCUUCUUCUCCACGGUCCGGUAAACUCACCUACGAUGUGUUCCUGAGUUUCAGAGGUGAAGAUACCCGCAAGAAUUUCACGGACCAUCUCUACACUGCUCUCUUGCAGAAAGGGAUACACACGUUUCGAGAUGAUGAAGAACUUGAGAGGGGGGAAUCGAUUGCUCCCAAUCUCUUGAAAGCAAUCGAAGAAUCAAGAUAUGUCAUUGUUGUCUUCUCACCAAACUACGCCGAUUCUGCAUGGUGUUUGGAUGAGGUUGCCAAGGUCGCCGAUUGCAUGAAGGAAAUGGGAACAAAAGUCCUUCCAGUGUUCUACCAUGUUGAUCCGUCGGAGGUACGAACACAAACAGGAGAGCACUUUGGGAAAGCAUUUGAGAAGCAUCAGAAGAGGUAUAAAAAGGAACCAACCAAAGUACAGAGGUGGAAAGACGCUCUUUUCCAAGUAGGCAAUCUCUCUGGAUGGCACCUGCAAGAUGGGUCUGAAUCCAAAGUAAUUCAAGAAAUUGUAGAAAAGGUUUUCACUGAGAUGAAUAAAAUAAUCUCCACAUCUGAGGGCUUAGUUGGGAUGGAUUCUCACCUGAAUGAACUGUUUCCCUACUUAAACAUUGGGGGUCUCGAUGUUCGCAUCAUAGGGAUUUGUGGAAUGGGUGGUAUUGGGAAGACUACUAUUGCGCAAGUGGUUUUUGAAAGGAUAAGAGCUCAGUUUGAAGGUGAUAGCUUUCUUGAGAACGUUAAAAAUGAAACUGAAAAGCAGGGUAGUACAGUUCAUUUACAAGAGAAACUUCUCUUGAACUUGCUGAAUACUAAUGUCAAUGUACAAAGCCCUAAAAUGGGAAAAGACAUUAUUAAGCAUAGACUAUCUACUAAAAGGGUGCUUGUUGUUCUUGAUGAUGUGGAUAAAGAUGUACAAUUGGAAACAUUGUGUCACCGUACUUGGUUUGGUCCGGGGAGUAGAAUCAUAAUAACAUCCAGAGAUGAACACUUGAUCAGUGCAUCUGGAGCAGAUAAAGUAUACAUGGUGAAUGCAUUAACUGAUCUUGAAGCUUUUGAUCUCUUUCGUUUGAAAGCCUUCAAUGAAGAUGAGACUGGAGAAGAUUUUCUCAAGCUAUCCAAUGAAUUUUUGAAAUAUGCUAAUGGCCUUCCAUUAGCUAUUAAAGUUUUGGGAUCGUCUGUUCGUGGUAGAAAUGUAAAGUUAUGGUCAAGUGCAUUGAAGAGACUUGAAAAAAAUCCUCCAAAAGGAAUUAUUGAUGUUCUUAAAGUCAGUUUUGAUGGAUUAGAAGAAACAGAAAAGAAAACCUUUUUAGACAUCGCGUGUUUCUUUAAAGGAUUGAACAAGGACCGUGUAAUAAGAAUACUAAGUGGUUGUGACGAUGACGGUGUGGAGAUGGAUGUACAAGUUCUUAUUGACAGAUCUUUGGUAACUCUAUUUCGAACAAAUUUGUGGAUGCAUGAUUUGAUACAAGAAAUGGGUCGUGAAGUUGUAAUCCAAGAAUGCCGUGAAGAGCCUGGAAAACGAAGCAGGUUGUGGCUUCUCAAGGAGAUCAUCAAUGUACUAGGUCGGAGUAAGGCAACGAGUGCAGUCCAAAGCAUAUCCCUCCAAUGUCCGGAAAAAGACAAUGUCGUUCACUCAAUCAAUGAUUCCUUCUCAAAUAUGGACGAAUUGAGAUUGCUCAAGAUUUGGAAUGUGAAAUUUUCCGGGAACAUCAACUAUCUUUCGAAUGAGUUACAGUAUCUUGAAUGGCAUGACUGUCAUUUGGAUUCAUUCCCGUCAAACUUUCAACCGGACAAACUCGUUGAAGUUCACAUGCAUUUUAGCCGCAUCAAACAACUAUGGAGGGGAAAACAAGGAUGGAGCAUGCUACGGUCUAUAUGUCUGAAUGGUUCACGAUAUUUGAUAUCGACUCCAGACUUCACUGAAGUUCCUAAUCUUGAAGUGUUGGCACUUCAAGAUUGCACAAGCUUGGUGGAGAUUCACCCGUCUCUUGGCUUUCUGAAGAAACUUAUCUUUUUGAAUAUGGGAAACUGCAAGUCUAUUGAGAGCCUUCCACCUCUCACUAGUUUGGAAUCCCUUAAAAAACUGAGGCUUUCUCUGUGCUCAAAACUGAAGAAGUUUCCAGAAAUUGAAGGGAAUAUGAAAAGCUUGCUGGAGCUUCAUUUGGAUGGGACCAGCAUUGAGGAAUUGCCUGCAUCAAUUGAACGCUUCACUGGUCUGUUAAUGAUGAAUCUAAAAGACUGUAAAAACCUUUUGCGUCUUCCCAAUAACAUUGGGUGCUUGACAUCUUUGAAAAGUCUCUCUCUAACAGGUUGCUCCAAAAUUGAUGAGAUCCCCGAGAAUCUGAAUGGUAUGAAAUGUCUGGAGGAGCUUUUCAUUGGCAGAACUUCCAUAAGGGAGUUAUCUUUCAUUGCAGGCAUGAAGAAUCUACAGCGUCUAUCCUGCCAAGGAUGUACAUGUCUAGUUUCAGAAUCAUGCAAAGGUCUGGCUUCAUUAUCGCGUUUGAUAUGGCUAGACUUGAGUUAUUGCAAUCUGAUGGAUGGAGCGUUUCUCAAUUAUUUUAGCAGCCUAAUCUCCUUAAGACGGUUAAGCUUACGUGGUAAUUGCUUUGUGCGAUUACCUGAAAGUAUCUCUCAACUCUCAAAGCUUGAGAUUCUGGACUUGUGUAAUUGUAGACAGCUUCUAUUGCUGCCCAAGAACCUUCCGUUUAGUCUUCAGAACGUGUAUGCACAAGACUGUACUUCACUGAAGGACUACCCAAACCAAAUCAAAGUAUUGAAAUCAUUCAAUUCGCGAAUGACUAUUGUCAAUUCACUCAAUUCUUCAGCUCCUGGAAUCUCACAAAAUUCCGCAAGGACCGCAGCGUUGUAUUUCUCAGUAGGUGAGGGGGAAUAUACUGUGACAUAUAAGCAUCCAGAGGGAAAACAAGUUGAUCAUUUGCCACUGACAACACAAAGGCCGCCUCUCUUCUCAAUUUCGAAUUACAGUACUGUACUUCCUACAGAUGAAAUUCCAGAGUGGUUCACCACUAUAUCUACCAGAAAUCCCAUUUCAAUUCUGAUGCCUCAAAAUGUGGCCAAUGAUAGCAAGUGGAAGGGAUUUGCCGUGUGUGCUAUAUUCGCAGUCAAGGGGCAUACAGCUCUAUCCGUAAUUGAACCGGAUCCUGAUUUCUGUAAUUACUUGUAUCAAGUCACAUUGAAAACUGACGUUAUGCGUCUUGAACCGGAAGUGUUGGAUUGCACUGACCUAGAUCGCAACCUUGGAUCAUGUUCUCAUCUGCUUGUGAUUUUUACUAUAUCUAGAUUGACGUUUCCUUGGCGGUGGUUAAUUGAUUCAACUGAGGUGAGGGCUAUAUUUAAAACCACCAAUCCAUCCAUGGUGGUUCAGAAAUGUGGGGUUCAUCUAGUGUAUGAGCAAGAUGUUCCAUUAGUUAAUUCCAGAAUAGCCGAUGGGGAUCAAGCGAUUUCUCUGGAAAAGGUUGAGGACUCUGCCUGGCUUAAUCAAUCUUUGAAAUGGGAGAAAUUCAUUCCACCCUUGGAAGAAGAAUCCACACUCGUGGCGAGAAAGAACCUUGAGUCUGUUCUUCCAAGAUACAUUGAGGGACUAAACAGUUAUUCUGCAUCCUACAAAUUCAACCUCAGAGGAAGCCCUGUCUGGUUUCACGACUCGUGCCCCGUUAUUCCGAGGUUAAAUUUUGUUGCUGUUUCAUUCAAGCUGCCUCAAAAUCUACAGAAGAGCAAGAAGUGGAUGGGAUUUGCAAUACAUGCAUCACUUGUAGAGGAAGUGGGGCAAAUGGUGAAAGAGGACAACUAUCGAGUAGUUUUUACACUACGUACUUGCAGUGAUUCUCGUAAGACAGUGUCCCGAGAACUUAAGCACGUCAGGCCGUUGUCAGAAGAACAUCAUCAACUAUUGGUUUUUUACAUACCGCGGGCACUGCUUUCCGAAGUGUUGUUCACUCAGACAUUAGCAACUACAAUGGACUUAGACAUUGAAAUCAUAACUGAGAGCCCUCAUGUAAAGGUUCAAAGAUUUGGGUUCCGUAUUGUGUACGGGGAAGAUAUACAAGGGUUUUCUGAUACGAUUAUCAGGUGCAUGCAGAGGGAAGAUUCUCUUAAAUAUUACGAUAAGUUGGUAGUAGAGAAAUGGAUACAUUUGGUGUGUACCUGCUGCAUUAGCAGAGGUGCCCGUUUAGAGAGGAUAACAGAACGGAAUUCCAGAACCGCACAAGCAACCUUCAGAAAUUGGGACUGGUCUGACCCUCGUCGUGCUGCUUGUUUGUUCGAUAGAGUUGAAAUCUCCAAGUUGAAAUGGUUCGUGCCUUUCAUCAACCAAGGCAACUCUGCCGAAAUCCAACUGCCUCCGAAUGUGUUUGAUGAUGAUAACUGGUUGGGGUUUGCUGUAUGUGUUCAGUGGUCCCGCUCUUCUUCUUCUUCAGAGGAUGUUGUGCUUAUUUCUCGACUGGACUCUGAUGUUGCUUGGCACGGCUUAUUUGAUCACAAGUCGCAUGUAAUUAUUGGGCUAUUCGAGACACCUAAAGAUGAAUUAUAUGAUGUGACUCGGUUCCAUUAUAUACCGCGCGCUAUAGUUAAUAGUAAGAUGUGGAGGCAAUGCAAAUUGGCCAGGAUAACUGUGUGGUUCUCCAGCCCAUGCGCAGCAGUAGUGCAUACUUGUGCCCUUCGUCUACUAUUUAAGGACGACAUUGAACAUCUAGUUGAGACACUCACUAUUGCUGCAUGUGACGAAAACCCUUAUUUCAUCCGUCUCCCUGCUGUGUUGAGUGAACCACUGUAAAUCUUUAUUUGUUUGUUAUGCUUCUGCACAAUACGUGGUUGAAGAGCUUCAAGUUCCUCCGACAUAGCGUGUUCCCAUGUAUCAGCUAAACAUGUAGCGCCAGAGUAAUGCAUAGUGAUCAUAGCUUCUAGCAAAGUAAAGCGUCUGAAACGAUGAGAAGGUUUCAUAUCUUGACUAUCCCAGCUUUGGAUCUGGUGAUCAUUUGGUGUGUACCUGCAUUAGCAGAAUAAACGUGAUAGCACAGGUUGAACAU